AAAUGGGUUUCCUGGAAGAUGUUUAAAGAGAUUAAUUACCUUGAUUUGAUCAUAAGGCAUUUUAUACAUGUAUUGAAAUAUACUGCACCUCAUAAAUGUGUACAAUUAACAUGUGUCAUUUAAAAACAUACAAAACCAUACAACAGACCAUAUUUUACCUGGAUGGGGCUGGAGAAAGGGCUCACUCAGAGUUUGGAAGCAGUGGCUAGUCUUUUAGAGUCCCCAGGUUUGAUUCUCAGCACCCACAUGGCUGCUCUCCUUUAUCUGCAAUGUGCUAAUUCCAGGGGAUUUGGCACUUUCUUCUGGCCUUCAAGGGCAUUGCACACAUGUAGUGCACAGAUAUAACACUCAUACACAAAACAUAAAAAGAAUUAAAUCUUUUUUUAAAAUUGCUUGGAUAGUUCAGAGAAGAUGCAAUGUCUAGCUUGUUUACUGGCAUUCUGAUUCUGUUAGCUUGGAGUGGGAACUGUGAUUCUAUAACAUGUUAUUCUUGUCCAUGUAGCCUUUGUGUGUAAGUGCAUCUGUUUCUGUGUGUAAGUGUGGAAAACAGACAACCUCAGGUGUCUGUCCUCAUCUUUCGCUUUGUCUGUCAUCCUCCCAUCUCCCCUCACCCCCAUUCCCUCCAGUCCCUAGCUGAGCACCAGACUCAGGGCAUUGCGCUCGCUAGGCAAGUGUCAACCCCACCUUUCAUCUUGUUGAGACAGGGUCUCUUUGAUGUUUACAUCUGAGUACUACAAGUUAGCUGGCCUAUAAGCUUUUGGGGGGCUCUCCGGGGUCCACCUCCCACCUCAGUGUAGGAGUACUUGGAUUGCAGACUUGUGCUAGCACAUGGCUUUACAUGGGUUCUGUGGAUCUGAACACAGGUCCACAUCUUUGUGCACAAAGCUCUUUGCUCACUGAGCCAUCUCCCCAGCCUCUGGAACUUCUGAUCCUCCUGCCUCAAUCUCUUGAGUGCGGGGAAUGACAGCCUGUCAGUUUUCACUACCCAAGACAACCCCUUCGGAAUGUUCUCCAGGGUGGACAACCCUAUUGGCCAUCGAGGAGCUAGAACUGGAGCCCCAAGGUCUCAAAGGCCACAAGCUCCCCAGGCCACAGCAAGCAACUCCCCUGAGCUGUCUGAGGCGCCCUGGCCAUCCGAUUCCAGAACCCCUUCCCCACUCAGCACUGAGGAACAAUGUACCUCUCCACCACUUGCUGUAAUUGACAGCGGGGACUCUGUGGUAGCCAAGUACAUAAACAGGUUCCGCCAAGCUCAGCCUACAAGCCGAGAGGAACGCCAACCUGCAGGCCCGACCCCAGCUGAUUUUUGGUGGCUACAGCCCAAGUCGUCAGACAUCAGCAGUUACCUUGCAGCAGGAGCCAGUGAACCCAAAGGAAGAUCCCCAAUGACAGGUCCAUCUCCUGCUGGGAUAUGCAGCGCAUCUCUGGCUUCAGCUCCUCUUCAGAAAGUAAAGCAGAGCCUGAACACCUGGAACUCAUCUUUGCUGGACUUGGAGACAUUGAGCCUACAAAGCAGAGCGGCCAAGCUCUUGAAGCGCAGCAAGGCCUCCCUCUCCUCCUCCUCCUCCCUCAGUCCCAGUGAUGCCAGCAGCUCCUCCUUCCCCAUCAGCUCCAAUGGACUCUCUCCCUGCUCUGUGACCUUCAACCCAGACUCCAACAAGAGGUCUAGUCCCAAAGAAUCUGUGUCGGGAGCAGUCCCAGAGCCAUCCCAGGCCCGCAUCCCUGUUGCCCGCACAGCCUCCUCCCAGGCAACCCUUCAGCCCGAGGAAGACAUUUUAUACCAAUGGCGGCAGCGGCGGAAGCUUGAGCAGGCCCGAGGAGCUGAGGGUGAUGGAACCUGGGUGCUGCCUCGGAUUCCAGCCCUCACCACUCAGACUCCUCCUGCUCCUGCAGUGAAUCUUGGUUCCCUAGGGACCCAGCCUAACUGUGCUCCACCAUGGGGCAAUGUGGCCCAGCCUUCUCCCCCACAGACCUUCUAUGUGGAGAGGCCUCCUCUUCCAGGGCCCUCUCCACACAUCUGGACCCCCAGCCCUCACGGGUUCCUCUGGGCCCCACAGGCCAAUUCAUGGAUAUCUCUCGGGAUGGUUCCUACCACACUGCUCGCCUCCCCAGCUGCUCCCGUGGCCUCCUUCCCAGCACCCCCUACCACCACUCCAGCUGCUCCAGCCCCCACCCCUACUCCCCAAGUCUCCAUCCCAGUGCCCCCAGCAUCCACUCCACCUCCCUGGGCUUCCACCCCCACUCUCCCAGCUUCCACCCUUCCACUACCGGACACCCCUCAGGAGCCAACUACCAUUGAGCUGAGUAGUUCUGCCCAGCCCAAGAAACUCAAACCUCGGAGGGCCAGCGCUUCAUCGCGCAGGGAGACAGCUCAGCCAAAUGCUGCAGCAGCUUUCGAGAGUCCCUGUUCGCAGCUCAGGGGCGCCCUGGGCCAGGUAGUGACAGCUCGGCUGUUCCCAGACAGCCUGGACGACAGGGUCCCUAGCCUAGAGAGCCCGUCUUCACCUGAGGCAGAAUCUCAGGAAGUCAAGGCCACACCCCCUCAAGCCAAGGGUCUGCCCCCUCCAUUGGAGUCUCAGUGUGGGUCCAAGACGGAGUCCAGCAAAGCCAUGGCCGCGUCCUCCACGGGCCGGUCGGUGCUUCGGAAAAGUAAAGUCACCCUCUCAGUUGAAGCUAGGGAUCCACAGCUGGCUACAACCCCAAAGGCAUCCAGAAGACUGGAGAAGGUCCAGUCGCCUGAAUUCAAGGCGGGAGCUGGUGAUGCCUUGACCACGGCCUCGACUGCCUCAGGCCCUGCCCCCUCUGAGGACUUGCUUUCUCAGGCCACCCGACUUCUGCAGGCUGCGGAAGACUCUGAUGGCAGCGAGUUUCAGGAAGACCCUGUGUUGCGGGUGCUAAGAGCUCAGAGGGCAGAGCUCAGGCAGCAGAAAAGGAAAGUGGAUGCCCAAUUAUCUCUCCUUUUGGACCACACUGAAGACCCAGGAUCUUCCUCUCCACCAGCCAGCCCACCUCCCAGGUCCCCAAGAAUGCGACUGAGGAGGGAAGGAGGCUCCCUUGAAGCCAGGCGACUUUGAAUUGUAAAAAUUCUGUUUUUCCUGGGCUGGAGAGAUAAUGUACUUGCAAGUGUGAAGGCCCGAAUUUAGAUCUCUAGAACCCACAUAAAGGAAACUGACCGGCCAACUGGCCCACCGAGACUGGGUUUCAAGCAAGCUGGAAGCCAACAACCUGUAUUCAGAGUCCUUUGACCUCCCCCAUACACGAGCUGUGGGGGGCACACACGCACACACAUACUAAGAAUAAAGUUGUCUCCAGUCAA
Molecule: messenger RNA, 3316 nt
Organism: Arvicola amphibius (Eurasian water vole)
Lineage: Eukaryota; Metazoa; Chordata; Mammalia; Rodentia; Cricetidae
Gene: Proser3
Product: proline and serine rich 3
Exons: 11
Coding region: 1005-3074 (689 amino acids)
Source: RefSeq, a predicted model, not a curated record